CCCGCUGCUCGCAAUGUGGGAAUAAUUCAGAAGCGUCUCCCGUCAAAUUUCCCACCAUCGAGCUCCCAGAUUCUCGAAUGGAUGAAUUGCUCAAGUCGAACAAUCCCCCACUUCCCGCCGAGCGUAUUCAGCUGAAGGGCGUUAUAGGUGAAGGCCAUGGUUUUUUAGCCGGACUACGGGAACGGAGAACCCAGACAGGGGCUGCGCUUGAGGCGCUUUUGGAUGAGGAGAGACGCGUCGAGCGCCUGAUUGAGUCCUGCAAGACAAUCCUUUGCCCCAUCCGUACGAUCUCAGACAACAUCGUACACAAAAUCUUCUUCAUAUACCACUUCGAGGCUGUAGUUGUAAGAGAAGAGGAGUCAUUGAAUGGGCAGUUCGUGCCGUUGGUUCUUUCCCAGGUCUGCAGGGAUUGGAGGGCGACCGCGCUGUCGACAUCGCAGCUUUGGUCGUUCAUUAGGCUGGAUUUCGACGUAUACCGGAACGAGGAGGCG
Messenger RNA from Guyanagaster necrorhizus, 491 nucleotides. RefSeq lists its product as uncharacterized. The transcript has a single exon. The annotation marks the transcript as partial. NCBI's taxonomy places the organism in Eukaryota, Fungi, Basidiomycota, Agaricomycetes, Agaricales, Physalacriaceae. The record is from RefSeq and is a predicted model, not a curated record.